Messenger RNA from Anguilla rostrata (American eel), 2593 nucleotides. RefSeq lists its product as uncharacterized. The record is from RefSeq and is a predicted model, not a curated record. Lineage: Eukaryota; Metazoa; Chordata; Actinopteri; Anguilliformes; Anguillidae. The transcript has 2 exons. The coding region runs from base 1097 to 2212 and encodes 371 amino acids.
UAAAGAUUACAUUUUAUUUACACAAUUAAUUAUCUAUACAAUGAACAAACAGGAGGGGAAACACUGGGCGGUAUCAAACAAAAGAAGAUAACCAAAACAGAAAUAUAUAAGCUAUUAACAAUUCUAGAAAUGAAAGAAACUAACUAACUGAAACCCGAAAAUCUUCCGAACCUAACUAACUACACUGGCUAUUCUAAACUGAACAAAAACAUACAAGGGUGGUACACGCCCGUAUCUAUAUAUACAUAUACACAAGUGAAACUAACAGUGACAGUUAAGAAAAAAAACACCUACCUAAAUCCCACUCCUUAUAUAUAUACACAAGUGAAACUAACAGUGACAGUUAAGAAAACAAACACCUACUUAAAUCCCACUCCUAACCCAACACAAAACCAGCAACCAAACCAGAGGCGCAAACCCAAACUCGAAGUCUUUUCAGAAAUUACGAUCGAUACACAGAAGUCAAAAUAGCACGAAGUCACAAUAGUAAUACAGGAGGCAACUAACAUUCAAAUCCAAGUCACUGGGGUGUAACUGACAAUAUUCGCUAUAUGUAUAGGUGGGGGUCUGUUCCUCAUUGGCCGCCAGGCAGGUCCGCAGAAGAGGAUUGGGGGGGAAACAACGCACUCUUCCCUCUUCUUCACCAAUUGCGGAAUGACCCGUAGCAGACUUCACGGAAUAAUGAGACCGAAAGAAAAAAACAAACCUGGCACGUAACACUCCCACCCAUAAAAUCAAAACCUUUACUUUUUUACCGAGACUUCGCCCUCGCUUCCUGGCUCCCCUCCUUUGCUCUCCAGGCCGCAGCAGGACCAUCGGGUGGACCCGGAGGACGAGGCCGAGGAGCAGGCAGACGGGGGACCCGAGGACCUCCUCACAAUGACGGCGGCGGCACCCGGAUCCAGCGAGACCAGCUACGCGGAUCAACGCCUGGUGCCAGCUACCGGAAGGGAGGUCCCACUGCACCUUGUGGAGCCGACCCCUGAUCGGCUCCCUUGGUGCGGCAACGUUGGUCCCCCUUGGAAGGACUAACAUCUCUGAGCGCUGUCCCUGUGCUUCUCCCAUCUACUUAGGUCCGGCCUGAGAGAGAGGGAGGAUGGCUACGGGACCGCAACCGGGAGUCCGACGCCACAACGCCGUCCGGAUGACGUUGCAGAACAGCGGAGAAGGGGGCAGUGGUGCUAGUGGCCCCCCCCAGGUGGCACAAGGGGCGAAGGGCGCAGCCGCAAGGGGCGCCGCAGAGCCAGCAGCUACUGGGGGGGCAAGCAAUGCCGCUGCCCCCAACGUCAACAGGAGAGUGACAGAUGAGGACCGCAGCAGACCCAGACGGGACCGCUCCAGCGACUUGCUGCGGUCCCUCAUAGAGGACUUCUCCCUCCGCGACGCCGGGGGCGCCUCUCCCCCCCAACACACGUGGGUGAGUUCCUCUGGCAGCUCCUCUUCGAGAAUCGAUUUGUUUCUGCUCUCCCCAGGCCUGGGGGUGCCCGCUUAUUCCAUCCAGGCGGUGCACUUCUCGGACCACCACAUGGUGACCGUGUCCCUGACCUGGAAGAAGUCUAUAACCGUGGGUAAGGGGCUCUGGCGGAUGAACAUCAGCCAUCUCCGAGACCCCCAGGUGCGACUCUCCUUCUCGAGACGUUACCUGGAGUGGGUGAGUCUGAAACACCUCUUUGACUCCCCGGUGGAGUGGUGGGAGAUAGUGAAGGAGCGAGUGCGAGGCUACUUCCGGGCAGUCGGGCGGAGGAAGGCAAAGGAAAGGAGGGCAGUUUUUGUACAACACAAUGCUGCCCUCCAGAGACUGAGCCUCCUCCAGUCCCGAGGCCUGGAUGUUAGCAGUGAGAUCGCACGGACUCGGCAGAGCCUCACCACCCUCUACCGGGAAGAGCGUGAAAAAUUUACUUUCCGCUCCAAACUCCAGGGCCUCGAGGAGGAUGAGAAGUGCACACGGUUUUUCUUCCGCAGGGCGCGGUCUAAGACUAAUAACAUCUUGUCUCUCUAUAACAACAGAGGUGUGGUGGUGUCUGAAGAGGCGGAGGUCCGGGAGGUGGCCCGGGAGUUCUACGGGGGCCUCUAUAGUGAGAGUCCCUCCGAUGGGGCUCUCAUGGACACCUUCCUGGGCGGCCUUGACAGACGUCUGGGUGACGAGCGGAUGGACUCGGGAGUUGAGCACCGAGGAGCUCACCCGGGCCGUGCUCUCCCUCAACCAACAUAAAGCUCCGGGUCCUGACGGAAUCCCAGGUGGACUUCCGAAAAAACAAGGACCUGGCGAGAGAGAAAUGGGGGUGGACCACUGGAAAGAACUUAUCAUAUAGUCCACCCCCCCAGGAGGGGCACGUGCUCUGCACACCACUCCCAAGCGCACGUAUUGUUUAACUUUUUAUAUGUUAUUUAUUGUUAAAUCUUAAAAUAAUUAUUGUCUUCGUGAGUGUUAUUAUCGAUAUAUGUAUUCUUGUUUUUGCAAUUGUCUUCUGUUAUCUUUUUGAGUGUUAUUAUGUUUCGUAAUUUUUGUAAAUGUCUAUGUCUAAAUGUGCUUUGGUUCCUGUUUUGAUGUUUUAAAAAAAGGAAAGUUUUAAAAAAUGUAAAAUGUUAAACC